CAGUAGCAACAGGCAUAGAGUUAGUAAAACAACUCUAGAGGAAAAGCUGGGCCGAAAAAGUGGGAACCGUUUAGGCAAAUCCAUGUACUUCCCAUGAUUCCCAUGCUGGGACAACCGCUCCCAUUGUAGCUCACGUAGACACUAGCGCCAGAGUUCCAUGCUACGAUGUUAAUGCAUCUGAUUGUACAUUGCCAGCAGUGCGCAUAGUUGUUUGUGCUCCGUAAUAUUUGUCGUUUUCUGUCUGCAUCGCGUUUCACCCGCGAACUUUAUCGGCGCUGCCGUGUCGUGCUUUGAGCAACGGACCGUGCUUUCGAUGGAGCCAAAAUGGUCGAGCCCAUCUUUGACUAUCAGUUCCGGCUAAUACUGAUUGGCGACAGUACUGUCGGAAAGAGCACGCUGCUCAAAGCGUUCACCGACGGCAAGUUUCACGACGUCUGCGAUCCGACUGUCGGCGUCGACUUCUUCGCAAGGCUCAUCGAGGUGAAGAAGGAUGUCAGAGUGAAACUUCAACUGUGGGACACCGCCGGACAGGAGCGUUUUCGUUCCAUCACGCGCUCCUACUACCGCAACUCUGUGGGUGCCCUUCUUCUAUAUGAUAUAACCAGGAGAGCCAGCUUUGAGCACUUGGUCGACUGGCUGUUCGAAGUCAAGCGGCACAUUGAGCCGCACAAGGUCAUCUACCAGUUAUUCGGUGCCCUGGUCCUUGGCUGGGAAUGUCAUGCUGUCUCUCGUCACGGUGGAGCUCUCUACAACGGUUCGUUAACCACGGAAGCAAAGUUUCAAGACAUCUGUGCCUCACCUACCUCAUCUUAUCCUGGCGACUGCUGCUUGCCACCAAAUCAGAUGCUCCCUGUCGACCAGCGCCUCACCAGCAACGGUACAGUUGGUGACCCUUACGACGAAGCUGCAAUAGCGGGUGCAUUCCCAGCUUCCAUGUGUCCGUACGCUGCCGCCCUCCUCUGGCAGGGUGGUUACGUCACUGGUCAUUUGUCACCUGAUGUGCACUGCGCAUCUUCAGCGUCUUCAGCUGCGCCGAUAGCGAGUCAGCUUAAAGCCAGCGCUCCGAACGAAAUCUUCAGUGGGCAUGGACGCACGACAGGAAUGAUGGCCUCACGCAUCUUUUUGUUCAUUCCACAGGCUCCCUUAGUACUGAUGUCGGACAAUUCCCGUCCCGAAAAGGAUGCCUUGAAAAAGGCAUGGCCCGCAGCAGAACAGCUCCUAUGCCAGUUUCAUGUGCUGCAAGCAGAAUGGCGCUGGCUGACUGCAGCGGGUAACAAAGUCCCCAAGGAAGACCGACGUCAACUGAUGGCUGCCUUCCAAAAGAUACUGUAUGCAAAGGACAAGAGCCAGCUGGAAGCAGCAAAAGAGCACCUCCGCACUGUUGGCCAUGAAGGUUAUGUCCACGGAGUCGAGGCAUUUCUUUGCUGCGAAAAAGAAUGGGUACAGAUGUACCGAAGAAAUCUUGCAACAAAGGGGCACAACACAAACAACUAUUCAGAAGCCUCAAUAAGAAUCCUCAAAGAUGUUGUCCUUUGCCGUACAAAGGCAUACAAUGCAGUUGCCUUGGUCGAGAUAAUAGUCUCGACUUGGGAGAAGUAUUUCGAGACAAGGCUUCUGCGGCAUGCGCACCACCGAGAGGCAUCACGUCACCUCACGUUUGAACACCGGCUGCAAGACCUUCCAGAGCUGCCCGCAGGGAGUGUUACCAAAUCUGGCGAAACCUACUAUGUGCCCAGUUCCUCCAGCAACGCAACAUACCAGGUACAAGCUGAUGUGGGCAUUUGCACCUGUUGGGUAGGCAGCCAAGGUGGCUUCUGUAAGCACCAGGCUGCAGUGCAGAGGGCCUUCGGAGGGUGCUUUCCUAAUAGCCCUAAGCUCACACCAGCAGACUGUAAGCAGCUUGGGCAGCUUGCAUUAGGUGAGCGAUUCCCCCCACUGGAUUUCUUUUUACCGAUGAGGCCAGCACAAGACAAUGCCCCCAGUGAGCCAAUAGAAGAUGAAUUCCUCAACAUGGUGGAAAGUGCCUCAGGCGCGCCAUUGCAACAACAGCCAUGGCAAAUAAUUGCUCCCAACUCCUGUCCACAGCCAGGACCAAGCACCACUCCCGACUUCUGUCCUCAGCCAGGACCAAGCACUGCUCCCGACUUCUGUCCUCAGCCAGGGCCAAGCACUGCUCCCGACUUCUGUGCACAACCAGAGGACACUGAAGAAACCUACACUGCAUUGGAAAGGGCACUCAGGAGAAUGCACAAGCUUGCAGAAGGGAACCCCGGCUAUGGAGUGUUGCUGAGGAGCUUUAAAAAAAGGAGCUUUUUUUUUUGCUGCAAUAGGAAAAGUUUCCAGAAGCAGUGGAGCAUACAGCAUGCUCCUGAGGCUAAAUGCUGCUGCUCGAGCGCAUAGACACCAUGGUAAAAAAAUCCGGGUCCAGCCAACAGCUUCGGCAAGGCGCCGAAGCGGAGUCACCAGAAAGUCCGGCCGAAUUCCUUCUGGUCGGCCAGCCAAAGCUGGCAAUACAAGGAAACCAAAACGCGGGCACAAAUUAAGUGACUCAGUUCAAGCGAAUGUGCCGGCAGCUAAGAGCCACUAAAACUGGUUAGGAGGAACUCUUGCUAUCUUUAAUAUGUCAGGGUAUGUGCCUCGGCUUAUACAGUUAUUAUUUUAGUGAGUACUCCCACAAGAAUAUCCAUAAUGUCUUUCAAUGCUUCUACGGUAAUGCCAUCGUGACCAGUAGCUUUGUAGCAAGGCAUGCCUGAUAUCAUUGAGGUUAAUGGCAUGCUCGUCCACUUGGUCCAAGGAAAAAAACAUGCAUGGAUGAUGGGGCAAUCGACAUUGCUUUCAGUAACUGGAAUACGCUCCGCUAGCUUUGGGCCAAUGCUAGUAAAAUACGCAUUAAAUGUGUCGGUGCACCUGGCAUCAACAUGUUCAAGAGUGAUGAGUCUUUUAUUUGGUUUAUUUCCCACAUUUUUUGGGUAUUGCCUUGUGCUUGUUUUAUUAAGAAUGCAUUGUAUUCUUUUUUCCGCCUCCGGAUAACAGCUACUACGUGGUUACGAGAUAUUCGAUAGUAUUGCAAAUAAUAGGUGUUAUCUCUAUGUUUUUUUUUCGACUUUUGGUAUUACCAGUCCUUUUCUUUUAUUGCUGUAAGUAUGGUGUUAUUCAUCCAUGGGCACAAAGGUUCCUCGUAUUUGUUUUGUUUAUAUGUGGUACACUGAGAUAUCAUGUGGGCUAAUGCAUUUGUAAAGUUUGCGCAUUCGAUAUGAGCGUCACUGCUAAAUUCAUUUUGAAAUUCCUUUUCCUUAAUUUUUUGCCGCAGUAUUUUGUAAUUUAUCCUGCGAUUUGCCUAGAUGGUCUUUUUUGCAAUGGUAUUAUUUGCGCUGUGUAAUAACACAAAAUAGGGCAGUGGUCAGUGAGACUCGAAUCGUAUACGCCAGAAUGUAUGUUAUCACUGUUACACAAUACAUGGUCUAUAGUUGUAGAUGCACUUGGUGACAAUCUAGUAGGUUCUUAGAUUGUAUACUUAAAGUUGUAUGACUCCAGUAGGUGCAUGUAUUCACAAUUCGUGUCUUUGCUGAUAUCAAUGUUAAAGUCGCCAACAAUAGUGAUGGUACCAUAGCUCUUACUGCUUAGGGUGGAAUGGAUAGAUUCCAACGAUUGAUAAAAAACUGGCAGACUAGAGUUUGGUGGCUGGUAUAUUGCACCAACAACUGAACGUGAAUCUAAAAGAACAAAACGAGAGAUUCAACCGUACUGUUACUAAUCACAGUAUUGGUGAUUAUCCUAAAGGGUACCGUCUGCUUGAUUAGUAGAGCCACUCAACCACCGCACGAUACAGCAUUCCUGGGAUUGCUUACAAGACUGUAUCCCGGAAUGGAGAUGUGCUCACCUUCUUUUAACCAAGUUUCCGUUAAGCCAAUUACAUCACAGGUAAAAUUAUGCUGUGCCAAAAAGGAACACAAUGUAUCUUUGUUUCUUGGAAAACUUCGAAUGUUACAGUGAAGUAUCGAUAUACCCUGGGUUUUGUGGAAUUCCCGUUCAACAUCACGGAUAGAGAAUGCCGUGAUUGGUGUGGCAAACAAGACUUAGCUCUAGAGGCUCUAAACUACCUUUUUCAGGUCGUCUUCAGAAAUGAUGUGCAAUACACGAGAAUUCUCGGUUUUCCGCAUUAGAAUUUUGGCCUGCGAUUCCCAUACAUACUUCCAAUUUUUGUCAGUGUUAUUGUGAAUGGCAUGAUCGAAGUUAAUUCAGAGUAUCUUUAUGCAGCAAAUAAAGAUUCU
This is a messenger RNA of Dermacentor albipictus, 4271 nucleotides long. It is a transcript of the gene Rab39, whose product is annotated as RAS oncogene family member Rab39. NCBI's taxonomy places the organism in Eukaryota, Metazoa, Arthropoda, Arachnida, Ixodida, Ixodidae. The record is from RefSeq and is a predicted model, not a curated record. Gene Ontology annotation, biological process: vesicle-mediated transport. Gene Ontology annotation, molecular function: zinc ion binding; GTPase activity; GTP binding. Gene Ontology annotation, cellular component: Golgi apparatus.